GUAAGUUCUUCAGCGUUUAGCUUAGUUGUUAGGAUUUUGGCUACUAAGGAGACGAUGAAGCAAUUUUGGAUCACUCUUAGGAUGAUGAAUGAGAAGGGGUUUUAUCUUGAUGAAGAGACGUAUCUCAUAAUUCCUAUGGGUUUUAAAGACGCAAAGAUGACCAAUGAUUCUGUUGCUCUGACCCAUUUCUAUAAUCGAAUGAUUCAGGAAAAUGCAAAGCAAAGUGUCGUCACCGAGGUGGUUGGCAUCAUUGUUGGAAAUGAAUGGCGUCAUGAUGUUAUGAAUGAACUUACGAAGCUUAAAAUUCAAUGGUAGGAUAAUUUUGUUAUAAGGGUUUUGAAAGAGCUUUCUCGCCCUUUAGCGGCUUACAAUUUCUUUCAUUGGGUUGGGAAACAAUCUAGUUUUGAGCAUAAUACAGUGACUUACAAUGCAAUUGCUAGAGUUCUUGCAAGGAGAGACGCAAUUGAGGAGUUUUGGAGUAUUAUUGAGGAAAUGAAGAGUGUAUGCCAUGAAUUGUAUAUCGAUACUUACAUAAAGGUAUCAAGGAAGCUUCGAAAGCAUAAGAUGAUGGAGGAUGCUGUCCAGCUUUACGAGCUUAUAAUGGAUGGUUCAUAUAAGCCAUCGGCUCAGGAUUGCAGUGUGCUUUUAAGGAGCAUCUCUGCAAGUGAUGAGCCAAAUUUGCAUUUAGUUUACAGUGUGGCCAAGAAAUAUGAGUCAACAGGGCACAUUCUCUCCAAGGCAAUCUAUGAUGGAAUUCACAGGUCUUUGACAAGAGCUGGGAAACUUGAUGAAGCUGAAAAUAUUAAGACCAUGAAAAAUGCUGGCCAUGAGCCUGAUAACAUCACCUACAGUCAACUGGUUUUUGGACUUUGUAAAAUGAGGAGGUUUGAAGAAGCAUGUAAAGUGCUGGAGGAGAUGGAAUCUUGUGGAUGCAUCCCUGAUAUUAGGACUUGGACCAUCUUGAUACAAGGGUAUUGUGAUGCCAAUGAAGUAGAUAAAGCAUUAUUUUAUUUUGCUAAGAUGAUUGAAAAGGGCGGUGAUGCAGAUGCUGAUUUGUUGGAUGUUCUGGUUGAUGGUUUUCUCAAACAAAACAAAAUAGGAGGUGCGCACGAGUUGGUUAAAGAGAUAUGUGGUAAGUUUGGUAUAUCUCGGCAAGCUACAUAUAAGAAAUUGAUUGAAGAGCUAUUAGGAGUCAUGAAGUUUGAGGAUGCACUUGAACUUCUUCGUUUGAUGAAGAGUAGCAACUACCCUCCAUACCAUCAACCCUUUGUGUUGUAUAUUUCAAAGUUUGGGUCUGCGGAAGAUGCUGCAGAAUUCAUGAGAGCAUUGAGUAUAGAAACUUACCCAUCCACCUCAGUUUAUGCUCAGGUUUUUGAAUCCUUUUUCCGAGAAGGCAGACUCUGUGAGGCCAAAGAUCUAUUGUACAAGUGUCCUCACCAUAUACGUAAGCAUAGUAAAAUCUGUGAACUUUAUGGUUCAUCUGAGAGUCACAUUGCUGAUGCCUGAUCCCUAGAAAUUUUUUCCCUUCUAGUAUGUAUCUUUUCUUUCUUCAAAAUUCAAAUGAUAAGUAUUAUCAAGUUUGAUCAAGCUAUAAGGUGGAUUUGGUCAUUGCUUCUUGGAAAAUUACUGGGACAUAAUAUAAGAUUUUAUGUCAGGUUGAGCUUCAUUCUAAAA
This is a messenger RNA of Abrus precatorius (Indian licorice), 1674 nucleotides long. RefSeq names its product pentatricopeptide repeat-containing protein At3g48250, chloroplastic-like. The record is from RefSeq and is a predicted model, not a curated record. Gene Ontology annotation, molecular function: protein binding. NCBI's taxonomy places the organism in Eukaryota, Viridiplantae, Streptophyta, Magnoliopsida, Fabales, Fabaceae. Gene Ontology annotation, biological process: RNA splicing.